Apis florea (little honeybee) is the source of this 505-nucleotide messenger RNA. RefSeq names its product actin 205. The record is from RefSeq and is a predicted model, not a curated record. Lineage: Eukaryota; Metazoa; Arthropoda; Insecta; Hymenoptera; Apidae.
AUGUGCGACGACGAAGUAGCAGCCCUUGUUGUCGACAAUGGAUCCGGUAUGUGCAAGGCCGGUUUCGCCGGGGACGACGCCCCCCGCGCCGUCUUCCCAUCGAUCGUGGGUCGGCCCAGACACCAGGGAGUGAUGGUCGGUAUGGGUCAAAAGGACAGCUACGUCGGCGACGAGGCUCAGAGCAAGAGAGGUAUCCUCACCUUGAAAUAUCCUAUCGAGCACGGUAUCAUCACCAACUGGGACGACAUGGAGAAGAUCUGGCACCACACCUUCUACAACGAACUCCGCGUUGCCCCCGAGGAACACCCUGUCCUUCUCACCGAGGCUCCCCUCAAUCCGAAAGCUAACCGCGAAAAGAUGACCCAGAUCAUGUUCGAAACCUUCAACAGCCCUGCCAUGUACGUCGCCAUCCAGGCCGUGCUCUCCCUGUACGCCUCCGGUCGUACCACCGGUAUCGUCCUCGACUCCGGAGACGGCGUCUCCCACACCGUGCCCAUCUACGAAG